Molecule: messenger RNA, 13978 nt
Organism: Coregonus sp. 'balchen'
Lineage: Eukaryota; Metazoa; Chordata; Actinopteri; Salmoniformes; Salmonidae
Source: the annotation of a GenBank genome assembly
GAGGAAGUGAGAGAAUUACAGGUCGGUGAGAGCCUACUGUCAGAGCCAAAAGCGCAACGGAGCGGGGAGACGAUGUGGUACUUUCCUUCCUUCUCCACAGAGACAUGGACUCUGAUAGCGAUACUAUUUGCUCUCUUUAUGUGGUAAGUUCCUUUGUUAGGAAAGGUUAAUAAUCAUGCUUUCUGUCCUAACCUGCUGUUGAGAAAAGGAAGGAAAGUUGGAUAUGGUUAAUGUCCUUAAUAUAGCUACAGUAAUAGUAGAAUAAUAGUGUUUCUCAGUAUUCUUCCCAAACAAAUGUUAUUGGGCCCACACAUAUCUUUAUUCUAAUUGUACAGCCUUCGUAUUGGUAAAAAAAAAGAUGGACCGUCUCUUGUUGUCAAAUUGGCUGGGGCCAGCUAAUCUCUUGUUGUCAAUUCAACAACGGGCCAGUUAAUUUAACAACAAGAGAUGGUUCGUUGCUGAAUUGUUACAUGUAGUAGGGGAGAGUGAGGACGGUUGUAACACUUUUAGCAUUUUAGUCAAUUUCUCAGAGAUCGUUUGAGCUACUACAUUCAAAAUGUGAUAGGAACAACUUCAAAUCAAAUCAAAUGUUAUUUGUCACAUGCGCCGAAUACAACAGGUGUAGACCUUACAGUGAAAUGCUUACUUACAGCCCUUAACCAACAAUGCAGUUUUAAGGAAGAAUACCAAAAAAAAUUACAAAAAAAAUACAAUAUCAAAUAAUACGAAAUAAAAGUAACAAAUAAUUAAAGAGCAGCAGUAGAAAUAAUAAUAGCGAGGCUAUAUACAGGGGGUACCGGUACCGAGUCAAUGUGCAGGGGCACUGGUUAGUCGAGGUAAUUGAGGUAAUAUGUACAUGUAGGUAGAGUUAUUAAAUUGACUAUGCAUAGAUAAUAAACAGAGAGUAGCAGCAGCGUAAAAGGGGGGGGGGGGGGGGGGGGGGGGUACCGCUUGCCGUGCGGUAGCAGAGAGAACAGUCUAUGACUAGGGUGGCUGGAGUCUUUGACAAUUUUUAGGGCCUUCCUCAGACACCGCCUAGUAUAGAGGUCCUGGAUGGCAGGAAGUUUGGCCCCAGUGAUGUACUGGGCCGUACGGACAACCCUCUGUAGUGCCUUGCGGUCGGAGGCCGAGCAGUUGCCAUACCAGGCGGUGAUGCAACCAGUCAGGAUGCUCUCGAUGGUGCAGCUGUAGAACCUUUUGAGGAUCUGAGGACCCAUGCCAAAUGUUUUCAGUCUCCUUAGGGGGAAUAGGUUUUGUCGUGCCCUCUUCACGACUGCGUUGGUGUGCUUGGACCAUGUUAGUUUGUUGGUGAUGUGGACACCAAGGAACUUGAAGCUCUCAACCUGCUCCACUACAGCCCCGUCGAUGAGAAUGGGGGCGUGCUCGGUCCUCUUCUUUUUCCUGUGGUCCACAAUCAUCUCCUUUGUCUUGAUCACAUUGAGGGAGAGGUUGUUGUCCUGGCUCCACACGGCCAGGUCUCUGACCUCCUCCCUAUAGGCUGUCUCGUCCGUGAUCAGGCCUACCACUGUUGUGUCAUCGGCAAACUCAUGAUGGUGUUGGAGUCGUGCCUGGCCAUGCAGUCAUGAGUGAACAGGGACUACAGCAGGGGACUGAGCAGGCACCCCUGAGGGGCCCCCUUGUUGAGGAUCAGCUUGGCGGAUGUGUUGUUACCUACCCUUACCCCCUGGGGGCGGCCCGUCAGGAAGUCCAGGAUCCAUUUGCAGAGUGAGGUGUUUAGUCCCAGGGUCCUUAGCUUAGUGAUGAGCUUUGAGGGCACUAUGGUGUUGAAUGCUGAGCUGUAGUCAAUUAAUAGCAUUCUCACAUAGGUGUUCCUUUUGUCCAGGUGUGAAAGGGCAGUGUGGAGCGCAAUAGAGAUUGCAUCAUCUGUGGAUCUGUUGGGGCGGUAUGAAAUUGGAGUGGGUCUAGGGUUUCUGGGAUAAUGGUGUUGAUGUGAGCCAUGACCAGCCUUUCAAAGCACUUCAUGGCUACAGACGUGAGUGCUACGGGUUGGUAGUCAUUUAGGCAGGUUACCUUAGUGUUCUUGGGCACAGGGACUAUGGUGGUCUGCUUGAAACAUGUUGGUAUUACAGACUCAGACAGGGAGAGGUUGAAUAUGUCAGUGAAGAUACUUGCCAGUUGGUCAGCGCAUGCUCGGAGUACACGUCCUGGUAAUCCAUCUGGCCCUGCGGCCAUGUGAAUGUUGACCUGUUUAAAGGUCUUACUCACAUCGGCUACGGAGAGCGUGAUCACACAGUCGUCCGGAACAGCUGAUGCUCUCAUGCAUGUUUCAGUGUUACUUGCCUCGAAGCGAGCAUAGAAGUAUUUUAGCUCGUCUGGUAGGCUUGCGUCACUGGGAAAGCUCGCGGCUGUGCUUCCCUUUGUAGUCUGUAAUAGUUUGCAAGCCCUGCCACAUCCAACGAGCGUUGGAGCCGGUGUAGUACGAUUUGAUCUUAGUCCUGUAUUGACGCUUUGCCUGUUUGAUGGUUCGUUGGAGGGCAUAGCAGGAUUUCUUAUAAGCUUCCGGGUUAGUGUUCCGCUCCUUGAAAGCGGCAGCUCUACCCUUUAGCUUAGUGCGGAUGUUGCCUGUAAUCCAUGGCUUCUGGUUGGGGUAUGUACGUACAGUCUUCCUUCUGUCUGUCUGCUACACAUUGGUAUUAUCUAUCUAAAUCAAACACACAAGGUGGAUUAUCUUUUAUUAUUUACCCCACCUCCUGGGUCAGUUGUAACAGGGCUUGGGGUGAAAUGUAACCGUUUGAAAUUAAAUAUUGAAUGCAUUUAUUGAGAACAUGAGAACAACAUUGCCAUGUUCAACAUUUUGUGAAGCAGAAAUAACAAAAUAAUAAUACAAAUCAUAAAAUGUUUAUUCUUUUUGACACUCCGUUAACUGGCCCUUCUCAACUAAACAACAACAUCUGAAGGUUUGUGGUGUGUGUUUGUGAGUGAAUGUUAGACGUGUUCACUCAAUCAGAGUCACAGUUGUGACAGUAGUAUGGUAGUCCUGGGGUACAGGUUUGGUGGGCCCAUCAUUUGCAUUCCCAGCAGUGCACCCAGACCUCCUUAGGCCAGUGGCGUAUAUUCAUGGAUGCCAAGGGAAGACAGACUUCCCAAACAAAUUGUCCAAGAAAAAAUGAAAAAAACACAAUUCUCUGUGAUUCAUAAUUUUCCUUUAAUUCGCAAGAUGCUGACUGUACCGGAGAAAGCAUCUGAGCCAGCGAACCAGCGGCCCUCUGUAUGUGUAGCCCAUCUAUCUGAGGCUGUCUGGUCAAAAAUAGUAUGAUAUUGUUGCCGCCCGUAGCAUUGAUUGCAAGGGAAGCCAGCAAGUAUUUGGCCUCCCUUGAUACAUGUUUUUUAUAAAAUAAUAGCCAAUCAGCAUUGUGCUAAACUGAGUGAGCUCAACUGUGAAUGGUGUGAAAAAAAAAAAAAGUGUCGAGGGAAAGUAGUUUGGAUUUGGCUUCACACCAAUCACAUCACAACAAAAGACAAAGGUCAUUGAAUUGAUGCAUCUCGUUGUGUUGUUGUCCUCCAGUAGCUAGCUAGCUAAAUUUGGCCCUUUCCUAAAUUAGCCAUGGAUGGAGAAAGGGAUUUGGACUUGUGGUUUUACUUAAUUCUCCGUAGAGGCCAAUGAUUAUAACAGCGAUUCUGAUCCAACCAUAAAUUCAUACAUUGUGCCCCUGGCCUGAGAGGAUGUAAGUUCAACGUGUAGCUAGAUGUAGUAGGCUAAUGAUAACUAGCUGGCUCAUCAUUGCCCAUGAAAGGAAGUUAGGCUAGAGAGCAAGCAUUUUAGCCAGGACAACAAAAACAAAAAGCGUGUAGCCUACAGUAUGACAGAGUCAUAGACCGUUUCAGCGACAUGAAAGAGAGGAGGAUGGCAUUGGCGUUUCUCUACAAGUAGGGUGAGUCAACAUGUUUUUUCUACUUGCACGAACGCGCACACACACACACAGAAAUCAGUAGCAUGGACAGCCACAUCAUAUUUAGCUUAGGUUGAUUGGACUAAAUUGUUUUUGGUAUCUUUUAGUUGUCACUGUAUUAGACUAAGCAUAGGUGAUUUGAUGAUGUUGAAGUUGAAAUGUUGCUGGAAUAGUGGAGGUAGCUCCUGUUUUGUUUGCGACUUGCGGUAACUCUCCAUGGUUCUAAAUCAAUAGUUGUUUAGUAGUCUGAACAUUUCAGAAACAUCAACUUGCUUGACCAUGCUGUAGGUCAUUGCAAUACUGUUUGUUACAUGCAAUAUGUUUUGUGGACUUCAACGAACAGAUGUUGCUCUCCGGUUUUGUGAUGAAACAAAGGUGUGGUUGAAUUUGUUCUGCCACUGUGUCUUCUUAUUGUCUCGGUCUUUAGGACUAUAUAUCACUGUGUCAAGGCAUAUGAACUAACAGGUUAUAGAGGAAACAACACAAUUAUCACAACACAUAGGUUGUAAUAUGGCUUUUUUAUCUGGCUUUGCUUCCCCAGUGAUUUUACCCACAAACCGCUACUGGUUACAAUUAUCCUGUGUUACAACAAUCUCAAGUCACCCCUAACUUUAAGUUGAAAACAUCACACAGUAGUAACUAUGCAAUAAAGUAAAGUCUCUACAUGUUCCAUUACAACGUAUAGACUACUACAGACCCUAGCCUGAUAAGAACGGCGUAAAAGUAAACAUGCCCGGUCGAUCAUUUUGAUUGUGCAGUAAGCUAUGCACCUAAAUACAUUAUAUGUAAACAAUACAUAGCCAACAAGUAUCUCAAGUAAUGUAUUUUGUAUUGUAUACUGUGUCUUGAGUGUGUCAUCUGUACUUUAACUACUGUGAUUUGAAAUAUUACUGCAUUAUGUAUUAUUACAUGGACCAAAUGAGAAGGACUGCCCCCUCUCCUUGAGGCCGACCAGGGUACUGCAGUCAAUGUUUUCAGAAAGUAGGAUCCCCCAUUAUAGUCAAUGGGAGUAUGGCGAUAUUCAUGGUCGAUAUUCGUGGAUAUGAAAACAAUUCUGAACACAAUCAUGGUACCCAUACUUGCUUCAAUUUCAGAUGAAAGUCCUUGAACUGCUUAUUUUUAAAUCGCACUCAGAAGAAGUUAUAAGGAUAAUUUAGUGGCUACCGGCAGCCUACAGUAGCCCGGUCGGCCAUCAACUUGAGAUACUCAAUGAGAGGGGACAGCACUGAGCUAGCCUGCAACGUCACUUCCUAGAGUAGCUCAAAUUGUGCAUGCGAUGUUUCCAAAAACUCCUCCAUGAAGUAAGAUGGCGACAUGCUAAAAGGAAGCAGUAGUCUAUGUUCCCCUCACUGAAUAUUUCUCUCAAACCUUACAAAAAGGUAUGGAUAUGCACCUUAUGGAUUCUUCAAGAAACUCGGCAUCCAGGGACCUAAACCACUCCCCUUCAUAGGGACGUUUUUAGAGUACAAAAGGGUGAGAUUAAUACUACAUUAAUACUACUACUUCUACUGGUGUGUAUGUAGUGUGUUGCUCAAACUCUCUGGGUGUCCAUAUAGUGUUAACAUGAGGACCAUUAGGACUCAAGCUGAACUCCCCUCUCCCUCCUUUUACAGGGUAUCUUCAUAUUUGACAAAGAGUGUUACCAGAAGUACGGCGAUGUGUGGGGGUAAGCGUGUGCGUGUGUGUGUUUGUGCCUGCGUGUGAACGCGUAUGCAUGUGUACAAAUAUAGGGGAACUAUAUUUUCACUGUUCUGGUGAACUAUUUGUAAUUCUGGUUCUUUUAGUAAUUCUUAGUAUUUAGUAGUUAUUUUAGUAUUUUGUCAUUCUUGUGUGUUCUUUUAGGUUCUUUGAUGGCAGACUGCCCGUAAUGGGUGUGAUGGACACAGCCAUGAUCAAAACCAUCCUGGUGAAGGAAUGUUACUCAGUGUUUACCAACAGACGGGUAAGCAGAAAUACACAAACAACCCUAACCUCUCUAACCUUCAAUCCUAAUCCUAACCCCUCUAAUGUGUCUGUGUCUGUGUCUAGUUUGGAUUUAUCAGAAGUCCUCACAAGAAUAGUUAAACAAGGAACAUUUGACAUUUCGCCGGUCCCCACAAGGAAAAAGGCUUUUUUAGGCUUAGGGGUUAGUUUUAGGGUUAGGGGUUAGGGUUAGUUUUAGAGUUAGGGUUAGGGUUUUGGGCUGAAGGUUAGGGUUAAGGUUAGGUUAAGAGUUAGGGUUAGGGAAAAUAGGAUGUGUGUGUGUGGGAAUCAAUUGUUUGAAUGGGAAUCAAUUGUUUGGUCCCCACAAGGAUAGUAAAACAAACGUUUGUGUGGUCAGGACUUCGGGCUGAACGGGGAGCUGCACGACGCUGUAACGAUCGUAGAAGACGAUGAGUGGAAGAGAAUCCGCAGCACUCUGUCUCCCUCCUUCACCAGUGGACGACUCAAAGAUGUAAAGACACACACACACACACACACACACACACAUAAAUGUACACACACAGCACUAUUGCACCAUUAUAUUGCGUAAAGUAAAACAUUCCACCUUCCUAAGCCUGCGUGGUGAAGUAACUGAGUGGUUGUGGAGCCUCUACACAACAGGCGGACAGAGGGCCAGAUCCGGACCCAGAACGGGGUCAAUACAGACCGCGGGUCCUGACUAAAAAGAAAAAGAAAAGGUUUAUUUUAUUUGGAAACCCCUGGUAUCAUAUGAACACACAUACUCCAAUGUAAAAUGUAUAGAAUUGAAAUUUGAUUUUUCUCUUUCCGCCAACAAGAUGGGUUUGAACAGUUUAGGAUCGCAUUGCGAGGUGGGGUUUUAUUAUUACGCCGAUAAAUGACAAGAUCCUUUCGGACCUUUGACACCUUUGAAAUUUGUGUGACCGGAUCUUCUCAAAUAGUACUUCAGUACCCCUGCUCUACGGAGUACGCAUGGUGGAGUAUACAUCCAGCCUCAUUGAGAACUGUUGACUUCAGCUCCCUAUAUCCUGAGAAAAGAUGGACUUCAGAUGCCAGUAGGCAGAACAAAUGUGAGAAUACAAGUCUGGUUAAGCAAGACUAUAUGUAUCUUUUUUUGGACAGAUGUUCAAGAUAAUGACUCAACACUCAAGAAACCUGGUGAAGUUUCUGCAGAAGAAGGUAGACUCUGACGAAGUCCUGGAAGUUAAAGAGUGAGUUGGGUAAUGCAUCGUUUUUCAGAGUGAGUAUGGGUAAUGUAGUGUUUUUCAGAGUGAGUAUGGGUAAUGUAGUUUGUUAAAGAGCGAAUGAGGCAGUAACAUUACAUCUUUCUCAUCCAUUUUAUUGUGUGUGUGUGUGUUUCCCAGAAUCUUUGGGGCCUACAGUAUGGACGUGGUGGCAAGUAGCGCGUUCAGUGUUGACAUUGAUUCUAUCAACCAACCCAAUGAUCCCGUAAUUACCAACGUAAAGGAACUUCUCAAAUUCAACCUGUUAAAUCCUCUACUAAUCUUAAUAGGUAAGUCUGUGUGUGUCUGUGUGUGUGUGUGUGUGUGUGUGAACAUAGUGUAGCCCCUACACAGUAUUCACACCACUUUACUUUUUCCACAUUUUGUUACAUUACAGCCUUAUUCUAAAAUAGAUUAAAUAACACAUUUUCCUCAUCAAUCUACACACAAUACCCCAUAAUGACAAAGUGAAAACAGGUUUUCAAAUUUUGCAAAUGUAUUAAAAAUAAAAACAAGAAAAUACCUUAUUUACAUAAGUAUUCAGACCCUUUGCUAUGAAACUCGAAAUUGAGCUCAGGUGCAUCCUGUUUCCAUUGAUCAUCCUUGAGAUGUUUAUGCAACUUGAUUGGAGUCCACCUGUGGUAAAUUCAAUUGACUGGACAUGAUUUGGAAAGGCACACACCUGUCUAUAUAAGGUCCCACAGUUGACAGUGCAUGUCAGAGAAAAAACCAAGCCAUGAGGUCGAAGGAAUUGUCUGUAGAGCUCCGAGACAGGAGUGUGUCGAGGCACAGAUCUAGGGAAGGGUACCAAAAAAUGUCUGCAGCAUUGAAGGUCCCCAAGAACACAGUGGCCUCCAUCAUUCUUAAUGGAAGAAGUUUGGAACCACCAAGACUCUUCCUAGAGCUGGCUGCCCGGCCAAACUGAGCAAUCGUGGGAGAAGGGCCUUGGUCAGGGAGGUGACCAAGAACCUGAUGGUCACUCUGACAGAGCUCCUCUGUAGAGAUGGGAGAACCUUACAGAAGGACAACCAUCUCUGUAGCACUCCACCAAUCAGGCAUUUAUGGUAAAGUGGCCAGACGGAAGCCACUCCUCAGUAAAAGGCAAAUGACAGCCCGCAAGGCACCUAAAGGACUCUCAGACCAUGAGAAAAAAAUAUUCUCUAGUCUGAUGAAACCAAGAUUUAACUAUUUUUUUUGAAUGCCAAGCGUCACGUCCGGAGGUAACCUGGCACCAUCCCUACGGUGAAGUAUGGUGGUGGCAGCAUCAUGCUGUGGGGAUGUUUUUCAGCGGCAGGGACUGUGAGAUUAGUCAGGAUCGAAUGUAAGAUGAACAGAGCAAAGUACAGAGAGAUCCUUGAUGAAAACCUGCUCCAGAGCGCUAAGGACCAAGGUUCACCUUCCAACAGGACAACGACCCUAAGCACACAGCCAAGACAACGCAGGAGUGGCUUCGGGACAAGUCUCUGAAUGUCCUUGAGUGGCCCAGCCAGAGCCCGGACUUGAACCCGAUCCAACAUCUCUGGAGAGGAGAGGAUCUGCAGAGAAGAAUGGGAGAAACUCCCCAAAUACAGGUGUGCCAAGCUUGUAGCGUCAUACCCAAGAAGACUCAAGGCUGUAAUCGCUCUCAAAGGUGCUUCAACAAAGUACUGCGUAAAGGGUCUGAAUACUUAUGUAAAUGUCAUAUUUCAGUAGUUUUUUUUGUAAUACAUUUUCAAAAAAUCUGUUUUUGCUUUGUCAUUAUGGGGUAUUGUUCGUAGAUUGAUGAGGGGGAAAAACAAUUUAAUCAAUUUUAGAAUAAGGCUGUAAUGUAACAAAAUGUGGAAAAAGUAAAGGGGUCUGAAUACUUCCCGAAUGAACUGUAUCUCUCUGAUGUAGCCAAACAGGAAUGAUGUGUCUUGUUAUACAAUGUAUUUUUCAUUUUAACGUACAGUGUAAAAUUGACUCUCUUUUUAAAAUAUUCUCCUCUCUUGUCUCUUCUUGUUUUCUCUCCUUUCUUCUCCUCUCCUCUUCUGUUCUUUCUCUCCUUCUCUCACUCCAGUGUUGUUCCCGUUUAUGCGUCCGCUCCUGGAAAAGUGCAACGUCUCUUUCCUACCUGCCGGUGUUAUGGAAUUCUUCUAUUCCUUCCUGAGGAAGAUCAAAGCAGAGAGGAGCAAGAAUGUGCACAAUGUGAGAUAGAACCCUUAACCCCCUAGCCUAAAUCUAACCUCCACCCCAACCAUACCCCAGUCAGUACUAGGCCUAAACCCCAAAUCCCAUCCUCAACCCUGAACCACACUGAAGUGGCAUCAUGAUGUGGUCCUCUGUAGCUCAGCUGGUAGAGCACGGCGCUUGUAACGCCAAGGUAGUGGGUUCGAUCCCCGGGACCACCCAUACACAAAAAUGUAUGCACGCACGACUGUAAGUCGCUUUGGAUAAAAGCGUCUGCUAAAUGGCAUAUUAUUAUUAUUAUGAUGACUGAUAGGUGUGGUGUUUGGUUUGGCCCUGCAGACCAGAGUGGACUUAAUGCAGCUGAUGGUGGACUCUCAGAUCCCACAGGACCACGGCUCCAAGGAGUCCGCACACAAAGGUAAGUAACUCAAAAUCAUGGACAGGGCUGACAAAGGUUGUGUUGUGGAUGUGUUUCUCUCUGAGCGGUUCUGUUGUGUUUCAGGGCUGACGGACCACGAGAUCCUGUCCCAGGCGCUGACAUACAUCUUUGCGGGCUAUGAGACCAGCAGCAGCACGCUGGGUUUCCUAUCCUAUAACCUGGCAACCAACCCUGAUGUCCAGGCUACCCUGCAGGACGAGAUCGACCAGACCUUCCCCGACAAGGUGUCCUCACACUGAGCUGAUCUAGAUGGCUAUAUCUACUCCGACUCUUCUUUUAUUGUCUGUCUCUUCUCUCUCUCUCCGGACCAAUAUGGCUGCCAUUUUCACCCCAUUCUGAAACUUUGAGGGUUUAUGACAUAGCCCCUCUAGUAAUUAAAUAAGAUCACUAUGGCCAAUGGUCACUCACGUGUUUCCCAUGAAGGGUAAUGGAGUUUUGCCUGUCUCCCUGCAGGCUCCCCCCACCUAUGAAGGGCUGAUGCAGAUGGAGUAUCUGGACAUGGUCAUCAACGAGUCCUUGCGGGUGUAUCCCAUCAGCAGCCGCCUCGAGAGAGUUGCCAAGGCUACCGUGGAGGUGAAUGGUGUGACCAUCCCCAAGGGAACCGUUGUCAUGGUUCCAGUCAUGACCCUUCACCACCACCCGACACACUGGCCCGAACCUGACGUCUUCCGACCAGAGAGGUACGGUACAUACAGACAGGUCCAAAAUUAUUGGCACCCUUGAUAAAGAUGAGCAAAAAAAUAAUAAUACACAUACUACAUUGUAUGCUAACAGGUAAUAAAUAAAUAAACAUUUAAGAGGGGUCAAAAUUAUUGCCACCCCUGUUUUUAAUACUCCAGCACCCUCCCCUUGUGAGGAUAAUGAGCCUUUUUCUAACAUGUUUUAUAAGAUUGGAGAACACAUUGGGAGGGAAUUUCCUCCAUACUGAAUUCUUCCAUAUCCUUAAUUCCUUCUUCUGUGCUUAUGGACUGCCCUCUUCAAUUCAAACCACAGGUUUUCAAUGGGGUUGAAGUCCGGAGACUGAGAUGGACAUUGCAACAUGUAGAUUUUGUGCUCAAUUUACAAUUUCUUUGUGUAUUUUGAUAUGUGCUUGGGGUUAUCAUCUUAAUGGAAGAUUCGGACAAGUUUCGGUCUCCUGGCAGAGGCAACCAGGUUUUUGGCUAAAAUGGGCCUGGUCUCCCAAAAGCAUCUUAAGGCUUGUAGGCUACUGUCUGUAAUUUGUCUCAAUAUAUUUAAUGAUGUGUAGCCUAACAUGCACGCAAUCAUGUGCGAAAUCUGUGAUUUGUUAGGUAAGCAUUAGAAUAAGCCGUCUCAAUAUUUGCAGCCGUAGGUGGUAAUAUCUCUCUAGGAGCUGAUCUGUCGUCAGCAUGGUAAAAUAAUUAUAAUGUUAAGGCUAUGAUUUCAAUGUAGAAAGCUGAUCCGAGAGCAGCGCUCCCUUUCUUUCUUUCGAUCCUAUCAGUAUCUAAACAUGCUCCAACGGCGCACUUAGCGAACGUUCUCUCUGAGUGGUGUUUUGGGAAACGCAUGUUACAUCUUCGGCCGUUGUAGGAAAGAUUCAUCGUUAAAAAACUUGUAAGCUUAUAAGUUCCAUCACUAUCGGGAAACUGGGCCCUGGUACAUGGUAAAGUUCAUGAUGCCAUUGACCUUAACAUGACCAGUGGAAGCAUAAUAGCCCCAUAACAUCAAAGAUCCACCACCAUAUUUUACAGGUAUGAGGUUAUUUUCUGCAUAUGCAUCCGUUUUUCGACGCCAAACCCACCACUGGUAUAAAGAUUUUUAUAACUAACCCUAAGAUAGACCACAGCCUGUCGUUUCAAAAGGGAGCAAAUUAAUCAUAGUGGGCAGAAAAAGCAAGGAGGUGGGCUGAGCCAAGUACGAGCUAGCAAGAUCCUAUUGGCGCGUUCUAGCAUUUAUUUGCAAAUUUCCAUUAGGGAACAUCUACUCUGUGAAGUGCAAUAACUAAAUAACUUUCACUCUGUCUAAACAAUGCAACUUUGGCAAAGGGUAAAGUCUAGUUAUAGAGUCUGUAGAGUUACUGACCACUACUCUAGUUAUAGAGGCUGUAGAGUUACUGACCACUACUCUAGUUAUAGAGGCUGUAGAGUUACUGACCACUACUCUAGUUAUAGAGGCUGUAGAGUUACUGACCACUACUCUAGUUAUAGAGGCUGUAGAGUUACUGACCACUACUCUAGUUAUAGAGGCUGUAGAGUUACUGACCACUACUCUAGUUAUAGAGGCUGUAGAGUUACUGACCACUACUCUAGUUAUAGAGGCUGUAGAGUUACUGACCACUACUCUAGUUAUAGAGGCUGUAGAGUUACUGACCACUACUCUAGUUAUAGAGGCUGUAGAGUUACUGACCACUAGUUAUAGAGUCUGUAGAGUUACUGACCACUACUCUAGUUAUAGAGGCUGUAGAGUUACUGACCACUACACUAGUUAUAGAGGCUGUAGAGUUACUGACCACUAGUUAUAGAGGCUGUAGAGUUACUGACCAAUACUCUAGUUAUAGAGGCUGUAGAGUUACUGACCACUACUCUAGUUAUAGAGGCUGUAGAGUUACUGACCACUACUCUAGUUAUAGAGGCUGUAGAGUUACUGACCACUACUCUAGUUAUAGGCUGUAGAGUUACUGACCACUACUCUAGUUAUAGAGGCUGUAGAGUUACUGACCACUACUCUAGUUAUAGAGGCUGUAGAGUUACUGACCACUAGUUAUAGAGGCUGUAGAGUUACUGACCACUAGUUAUAGAGGCUGUAGAGUUACUGACCACUACUCUAGUUAUAGGCUGUAGAGUUACUGACCACUACUCUAGUUAUAGAGGCUGUAGAGUUACUGACCACUACUCUAGUUAUAGAGGCUGUAGAGUUACUGACCACUAGUUAUAGAGGCUGUAGAGUUACUGACCACUAGUUAUAGAGGCUGUAGAGUUACUGACCACUAGUUAUAGAGGCUGUAGAGUUACUGACCACUACUCUAGUUAUAGAGGCUGUAGAGUUACUGACCACUACACUAGUUAUAGAGGCUGUAGAGUUACUGACCACUAGUUAUAGAGGCUGUAGAGUUACUGACCACUACUCUAGUUAUAGAGGCUGUAGAGUUACUGACCACUACUCUAGUUAUAGAGGCUGUAGAGUUACUGACCACUACUCUAGUUAUAGAGGCUGUAGAGUUACUGACCACUACUCUAGUUAUAGAGGCUGUAGAGUUACUGACCACUACUCUAGUUAUAGAGGCUGUAGAGUUACUGACCACUACUCUAGUUAUAGGCUGUAGAGUUACUGACCAAUACUCUAGUUAUAGAGGCUGUAGAGUUACUGACCACUAGUUAUAGAGGCUGUAGAGUUACUGACCACUACUCUAGUUAUAGGCUGUAGAGUUACUGACCACUACUCUAGUUAUAGAGGCUGUAGAGUUACUGACCACUACUCUAGUUAUAGAGGCUGUAGAGUUACUGACCACUACUCUAGUUAUAGAGGCUGUAGAGUUACUGACCACUACUGUUAUAGAGGCUGUAGAGUUACUGACCACUACUCUAGUUAUAGAGGCUGUAGAGUUACUGACCACUACUCUAGUUAUAGAGGCUGUAGAGUUACUGACCAAUACUCUAGUUAAAUAUUCUGUAGCCUUGCUGAACACUUCUUUAGUGUGGGACACAGUGCUGAAUGCUACUUUGAUCUGAACACUCCUCUGUCCUCAGGUUCAGUAAGGAAAACAGAGAGAACAUUGAUCCCUACACCUACCUUCCAUUUGGGAUUGGGCCAAGGAACUGUAUCGGCAUGCGAUUCGCCCUCCAGGCCAUUAAGUUGGUGAUAGUAGAGAUCCUCCAGAGCUUCAUCUUUGUCCCCUGCAAGGAGACAGAGGUGAGAUUACUGAUCGUCUCAAUGGGAUCAUUGGUGUGCAUGAGUCCGUACGUACAGUGAAUGUGUGUGUUUGAAUAUGUUGGUGGUGAAUGUUGGCUUGUGAUGGCAUAUCUUUGUCUUGUUGACUGUAGUAGCUGUUUGGAUGAGUUUAGGUUCUGAAAACAAUGAAAUUGUAACUGACCAUAUUGUUCUGAGCUUCCUGAAUGUUUCAUCAAGUCAUUUGUAUCCAUGUUGAACUAAGCAAUGGGGCUUUUAUUCCCAGCACCAUGUGGAGAGACUGUGGUGCUGUAGUCAUAUUGGUAUUCAUAUUGACUUCCUGGAUGUGUCCUCAGGUUCCUCUGGAGCUGUUUGACAACGGCUUCAUCGCCCCAAAGAAGCCCAUCAAGCUGAAGCUGGUCCCCCGUGCUGAGGCCCCCAGCCAGGACUGAGAGGAGAGGAGAGGAGAGGAG